CUGUAGUUUUGCUUGUUAUUCAGCAUGUACAUUAUCAUUUCGGUUUGUGCCAACGAAAUUUGUAGCGUUGGCAACACAUUUGUAUAUUAUUUGCAAGUGUAUUCGUUAGCAGAAAGCAAACACAGGGAUUUUUAAAGUCGUUUUUUCAUUGAUAGUCGGGUGCGUUUUCGGUUUUCUCUGUUGGCUUUUGCUCCGUUAUUGCUUUUAUAAAAAUAUUGGAAUGCUUGCAAUAUAGUUCAAAAUUCGCUUAAUAAAUUAAAUAUAUAUUGACAGUUUCAAAAUUGAAGUAUCUUCGCUGUUCAAGCACAUUUGCGUUUAGUGCUCCAAAUUCCAUACAGAAACUACAAGGGUGGUGCUGUUUGUUUGUGAAGUUCAGUUGGUGUGAGGCGGUCGUGGAAAGGUGUUAAUACAUCCAUCCAUCUAGUUCGUUGAGCUCCAAAGUGGUCGCGAGGUUUGUUGCAAAAGUGCGAAAUGUCAAAUCAAAGUGAAAAGAAGGUUGCCGUGGCGCCUACAGCAGCAGCUCCCAUUCCCAAUGGUUUGAAAUUUAUGUUUGGUGGCUUAGCUGGCAUGGGCGCCACUUGCAUUGUGCAACCACUGGAUUUGGUUAAGACAAGAAUGCAAAUUUCUGGUGCUGGUGGCGGCAAAAAGGAAUAUCGCAGCUCAUGGCACUGUAUACAAACGGUGAUAAAACAGGAGGGUCCAUUCGGUUUGUAUCAAGGUAUCGGUGCAGCUUUGCUACGUCAAGCCACCUAUACGACAGGUCGACUUGGUGUCUACACUUAUUUAGUGGAUGCAUUCCAAGUGCAAUUUAAACGUACACCCGGUGUAUUGGACAGCAUGGCAAUGGGUGUAGUAGCCGGUGCAUGUGGUGCAUUUAUUGGCACACCGGCUGAGGUAGCGCUUAUUCGUAUGGCCAGUGAUGGUCGUCUACCGCCAGCUGAACGACGCAACUAUACCAAUGUUGUAAAUGCAUUGACACGCAUAGUACGCGAAGAAGGCGUUACUGCGCUGUGGCGUGGUAGUAUACCUACCGUGGGACGUGCCAUGGUGGUGAACAUGACUCAAUUGGCUUCCUAUUCACAAUUUAAGACCUACUUCAAGAAUGGCCCACUUAAGAUGGAAGAGGGCAUCGGUCUGCAUUUAGUUUCAAGUAUGUUGAGUGGCUUCCUUACAACCAUCACCUCCAUGCCGCUGGAUAUUGCCAAGACACGCAUACAAAACAUGAAAACCGCUCCAGGUGCCAAGCCGGAAUAUCGCGGCACCGUCGAUGUUCUUCUCAAGGUGGCACGUCACGAAGGUGUAUUUGCUCUCUGGAAGGGCUUCACACCAUAUUUCUGUCGUCUCGGACCACAUACUGUCUUGACUUUCAUCUUCUUAGAGCAAAUGAACAAAUUAUAUCGAGAUUAUGUUAACCGCAGCAGUGGCGAAAAAUCAACCGGAUUGUGAUGUAACCAUGUCGACAGCUAGUAGUGCGUGUGCGCUUAUUGUUGCUUUUGUUCUGCUUGUUUUGACGCAUAAAGUACGGUUGCCUAUAUUCCAGUAGCCAAGUGCAAAUACUUAUAACUACAAAUUGUCUUCGAACAUUAGAUAACUAGAACUAUUUUUAGUUUUGAAAGCAAUUGUAAAUCUGCUCUUCAAUUAUAUAUGAGCAAAGGUCUUAGUAAAAUUAUGUUCAUAAGCGUCGCAAUGUCAAAUCACAGUAUGCUUUAGUGUACAUAAAUUUAAGUGCAUAUUGUUUGUAGUUGUCAAUGUACACAUAAUUAGCACAAAAAUGAAAAAACAAAAAUUAAUAAGCAUAAGUAUAAAAAAUAGUAAAUUUUUUUUUUAUUGUUGUUUUUGUCACAAUACAGCUAACAGUUGUUAAAAAUAUUGAUUAAUGCAUAAAUUACAUAAAUCUUAAGUGAUUUUAUUUUGUAUUAAUUUUUACAUUAGUGGCAAGUAAAAAACGAAUAACUUGUUAAUAAAAACCAUUUUUUUUAUGUGCAAUUAUAAAAUUUAAAAUAUAUUUUGAUUUGCAACAAUUGUAUACAAAUAUGUAAGCUGGAACGAAAGAAAACUGAAAUCGACAAUAAAUUAUAAAUUGAUAGAA
Messenger RNA from Bactrocera oleae (olive fruit fly), 2089 nucleotides. RefSeq names its product mitochondrial 2-oxoglutarate/malate carrier protein. Gene Ontology annotation, molecular function: transmembrane transporter activity. The record is from RefSeq and is a predicted model, not a curated record. NCBI's taxonomy places the organism in Eukaryota, Metazoa, Arthropoda, Insecta, Diptera, Tephritidae.